GACCACGACACAAGGUUUUUAGUCUCCGCGUUGAGGCAGAAAAAACAGUGGAUCAAUCCGUUUUUUUUUAGCUAAUAACGCGAACAAAUUGAUAAAGGAGACAAGUGUUUAUUUAUCGUACUGAAGAUUAGUAGAGGUAUUUCUUUAUUGUGUGGUUUUCUUGUGACAUCCGGGACCGGAAAAGACCCGUUUUCCCCCCGACAGCUGGUUUGUGGAUCCCCCACUACUUGCACUUGAAGUUGUGUGAGCCGGCUGAGAUGAGCGGUCCAGAGGUGGCCAAGACACCGGGAGGCGGAGCUCCGGGCAAAGAGGGGAAGGAGCCGGUGGCCAAUGGGCACGCAGGAGAGGGCAACGACGCCAACCCAUUCGCCGAGUACAUGUGGAUGGAGAACGAGGAGGAGUAUAACAGACAGGUGGAAGAGGAGCUGUUGGAGCAGGAAUUCUUAGAGCGCUGCUUCCAGGAAAUGCUGGAGGAGGAGGACCAGGAUUGGUUCAUCCCUUCGCGUGACCUCAACAACCAGGGGGUGGGGCAGCUGCAGCAGCAGCUCAACAGCCUGUCCGUCAGCGAUCACCACAGCAAUCUGGAGGAAGUGGCGAGGAAGAGCAUCUUGAAUCCCGAAGCGAAGGAGUUUGUCCCGGGGAAGAAAUACUAGGAGUCCCCCUCACCCCCAUGGAGCCUCCACGUGCACACAAACACACACACACCAGUCCUCACAUAUUCUCAGAGACUCUGGCGGCCACGACCGCGCACACACUGAUUCUCACACACACACGCAUGCACACACACAGACCUAUACACACUUGAAGUCAGUGGCGUGCUGGCAGGCCCAGUCGGGGGGUGGGGGGAUUUCUUUUUCUUUCUUUCUCUUUUCUUUAUGUUUCUUUAAUCUUUUUAUUUCCUGUUUGUUUCUUGUAAACUGAGGGACAUUGGGAACAGGGGUGGGGGAGGGGUGUAAUACCAGCACCGCCCUACUGCGGGCGCUAGCUCAUCAUUGCAUUUCAGAUGACGCUGUUGAUGUCUACAGAGUAUGCAGAUCUCAUUGAAGCCCCCUUUUGAACUGAGGCAGCUACCAAGGAGUGAUGCCAGGACAAAACUUAAAUCCAAAACAUCGAAUAAACUUAAAAUUACUUCACAUACUUGUUAAUUUGUUUGCUGUCAAAUUGGAACAACAUUGCGUAACAUUAAGUUGAGGGUUUCCAGGACAGAGAGGUUAGAGAGCGACUAAUAUUUCAGGGGACUUGAUGGGUGUCUGCCGCUGCUCUGUGGAGUCAUCGCGCUCAAUCAAACCCGUUAAGGUUAGCUCCUAUGAUGUCAUAAGCUCCCUGUGACAUCACAGCGCAUGUGCGUCUCGAGAUGCGGGUUGUUAUUUGUAUCCGCAGCGGCUCUGUUCCAAACCAAAUACAGACCCCACCCUCCCUGUACACGUGUGCGAUCAGUGAUCAGAACAUGGACAGGCGUAAUCAUGGAUGAAUUCUUAUUUUUCCCAAUUUAUGUGGAAGUCCAUGUUUAUCUUUAGUCCAGCUUAUAAGAACAGAGGUGUGAGUCGCCCAGUCAUACAUCAAGUUGAGUUCAGCAAGAAAAAUGUUAUAACAGAGGGAAGGUCAGAGCUUUUUGAACCUUUAAACACUCGGUUAUUUUCAUUUUUGUGUUCACAGUUUCAGUCUUUGUUUCAUUUUGGAUUCAUAACAUUUAUUGAACAACCUUGUUACAGGGGAGUGUUUGGUCUGGAACUCAGCCACUGCCUCUUUCUGCCGGAACAACUUGGUUUGUCCAGCAUCAGAUCAAGUGUCCAUAUCCAAAUCAGGUUUUCAAAUAGCCUCUCCUCCUCUUUUUUUCUUUUUUCUUCAUGUUUUUGAGGAUGAGGCGUUUUGUGUCUCUACUGGGUACAGUAGCCUGUGGUGUCCAUUCAGUCCUGUUUGUAGGAGGAAACCUGAGGAGACAGUAUUGUCACAGCCAGUCAGAAUAAAGCAGUAUGCGACACGUGGCCGACAGUAUGGCCUCCUUGCUGUUCUUCUCUUUGUAGGUUGACUUUUUUUGAGGAAGUUCUUCCCUUUAACCAUUGAUUUCUGUUGUGGUCUGGCUUUCCCUGAAGCAUCACCCCUUACUGCAAGUAUAAUCUCCAUUUUUAAGUUGUGCACCAAAAGGAAAAGGUUUUCAGGAAACCCAGAUUCUUAUUAACAGUUAAAUACAUUUUUCUUAUUCUCAGCCAGCUUGGCUUGAAAAUUUGGAGGCAGUAUUGACAAGAGGAAACAUCGUGUGAUCUGAACAUCAAUCCUCCUCAUGCCACUGUUCAUUCAUGGUAUUAACAGUGACGUGUAUCUUACUCUUAGGGUUAAGUAGACAAUUGUGCAUUUGUUACUUGCAUUUAGUAUCUAACAGGUGAAAGCACUUCUGUCCAUCCAAGCAGCUUUUUAGAAUUUUCACCCUAUCGAGUCAACUCAAGUGUGUUGUUAAACCGCAGCAGAGACCAUGAGUAUGUGGUUAAAAGGGAACUUCCUCACACAGUGUUGGACCACAGCUGUCAAAUGGCACCCUGGUGAAGCCAAUAGGAAUGUCCGCCAGGUGGAUUGUACAACAUGAAAUCAUUUUUGGUGAUUUUGUUUGAGUUAGAUGACAGAAGCCGUUUAAGAAAAAGAGGUCCAAAUGACACAGAGUAUGAAUUUCAAUACAAAUAAAAAUAAUGAAAAAAGACGAAUAAAGAUGUUAAAGACAAA
This is a messenger RNA of Seriola aureovittata, 2715 nucleotides long. It is a transcript of the gene paip2b, whose product is annotated as poly(A) binding protein interacting protein 2B. The record is from RefSeq and is a predicted model, not a curated record. Lineage: Eukaryota; Metazoa; Chordata; Actinopteri; Carangiformes; Carangidae. Gene Ontology annotation, cellular component: cytoplasm. The transcript is spliced from 4 exons. Gene Ontology annotation, molecular function: mRNA regulatory element binding translation repressor activity. Bases 258 to 653 code for a protein of 131 amino acids. Gene Ontology annotation, biological process: negative regulation of translational initiation.